UCUUCACUCCCCCCUCCUACCAGGCAUGCCGAUGGCCUCCUCCUCCUUUAUAUCUCCCUCACUCCACCUGGCUGCUGCGAGGUCAUCAGUAGUCGGUACUGUGCUCCACGUCGACAAUGGCCGCCGAGGUGCUGGUCGGAUCCGAGCGCCGCGUGCUCAUCAGCGCCCUCCCCGCGCCACCGCCGCCCGACAGCCUGCUCGGCCGCCUCGACCAGAUCGACCUACGGCUGAGGCAGCUGGAGGAGGAGCGGCGGCCGUCCUCGGUCGCCGAGGGCGACGGCGCGCGCCCGGCGCCGCGGCACCAGCACAGCAAGUCCAUGCCGUCGGCGCUCCAGCCGCAGGACGCGCGCGACGUGAGGGGCACGCUCAUGGACCGCCUCAACCUGCUCGAGUCGCGCAUCAGGCAGCUCAGCUGCGAGCUCGACCUCGACGGCUCCGGGAGCGGCAAGGCUGCCGCGUCGUCCCUCCCGAUGCCGAUGCCGGUGCCGCGCCCGGCCGAGGACUGCGCGUGGUCCGAGCCGCCGCUGCCGGAGCCCGCCAUGCGCGCGCGCGCCGCGGCCGCGGCGGGAGGCGGCGCCGGGGCCAGCUGGAGCGCCGCGCAGAUCCUGCAGAGGGGCGCCCGCCAGCUCAACCGCAACAAACCCAGCCACGCAGCCAAGGUGAAGAAGCUGAAGGAGGCCAAGUGCGCGUGCGAGGAGGAGAAGAGGAAGGCGGAGCGCGCCAGUCGGCCGUCGGCUGGCCGGAGGUGGUUCACCGUCGGGUGCUAG
Molecule: messenger RNA, 767 nt
Organism: Aegilops tauschii subsp. strangulata
Lineage: Eukaryota; Viridiplantae; Streptophyta; Magnoliopsida; Poales; Poaceae
Source: RefSeq, a predicted model, not a curated record